UGAAUUUCCGCCAACAAACUCACAAAACUGCGACUGAAGAAUGUUUGGACGUUUUCGAGGCUUCAGGGACCGCCUCAAAAAGCGUGGCCAUCAUGUCGAAGAAGAGUUGACGCUAGAAAACUCAAAUUUGACAUCGGCACAAAUAGCGACGGCCCUGAAGGCCCUCAAAAUUCUAGGGCUCGAGCCCAAGAAGCAGCAGCUGAACAAGCAGGACUUCAUCGUGUUUCUGUAUGCUAUGGGCCUGAACCCCACGGACGACAUCAUUGACUCCAAAGUCCGCGCCUUCAAACUGCACCACAAGAAGACAUUCACGUUUGGGCAGCUGGCGCACGUAUGGUAUUCCAUGCUGCAGGACCUGACGGAUGAGGACGAGAUUCUCAAACGCGCCUUCCAGUUCUUUGACAAGGACGGCAACGGCGAGAUCAGCGUGCAGGAGUUGAAGACCACGAUGCACGAGCUGGGCGACUUGCUGAGUGAGGAGGAGAUCGCGGCCUUCAUGGCGAUCAUGGAUGUCAACAACGACGGAGUGAUUGGGUACACGGAGUUCCUGGCCACGCUGAAGACGCAGGCGCCCGAGCUGUCGGGCGACAACCACAAGCUCAAGACGGCAAUGGAGGGAGACAGGAGUGUCGCGGGCGGCCUCAUGCGCGCCGACGCCCGCCACUAUGAAGACCCGGGCCUGCCGCUGGCGGGCGCCGGGCCCAGCAGCCCACACGACACACUGCUAGCGGCGGCGGCGGCGCUGUCGCCGUCAGCCCACCACUCACCCGCCGGGACACACACCGGGCUCGCGCAUCCGGCGAACCAGGCGCACCCGCAGCAGCAGCAGCAGCAGCAGCAGCAGCAGCAGCAGCAGCAGAGCCUCAACCGGCGACACCAUCCCGAACUAGAAGAGGCGGCUGUGCAAGGCGGCCGGGAGGGAGGCCUCAACCGCGGGAGCGAGGGCGAGGGCGUGGGGAUACCGGAACCGUCCGUAGCGGCGGGGAUAGGGCCGGGCGCGGUCGGCGCCAGCACCGGCCGGGGCAGCGGCAGCGGCGAAGGCAGUGCGGGCGGCGCAGGGCCAGGCUCGCCGCGGCGACAGGCGUCGCUGCGGGAGGCACAAGCGGCAGAGGCGCGAGGCACAGCGGCGACGACAGCGGCGAUGGCGGCGGCGCUGCAGCGGCCGAGCAGCAGCAGUACGCGGGACGGGGCGGCGCUUCCGCCGUCGUCACCGCCGGGCGUAGGCGCUGCGCCGCUGGAGCGCAGUGGGUCCAACCACAGCAGGUCUGGGGACGCUGGUGCGGCCGGCGGACUGCGUGCGCCGUCUGCCCUGGAGCCAGGGCCGGGCUCGGACGGAGUGGCCAGCCCUGCGAGCAGCCACGGGGACCGGUAGCCGCCUUGCAGCAGGCACCGGGCAGCGGCCUACGUCCCACCCGCCGUGCAUUCCCGGCAGUGGUUCCGAAUGCACAUGGCGGGAUGGGCUUUGGGCCACGCCUCCAAGCAUGCCUCCAUGCAGUGGCUCCGCCAGCCCACGCUGCUGCUAGGCGCAUGCCUAACUGGCGGACGCCGAUCAGCGCUUGCCAAGUUAGGUAAGCCUUGUUGAUGCAACCACCUGACGCGCCACGGGUGCGCAUAGCGGAUUGUCAUGGGCCUCACCACACGCGCCUGCGACGAUGCGCGGGCAGCGGGCGAGGAGUACCGACCACAUGAACAAUAGUGUUGACUGCAGCGGACUCAAUGGCGACGGGCCAACGGCGGCGAACAAUGGCGAACGGUGGUGGGACUGCACACAUGUGCACACCUUUUGCCGUCCCUUGCAUCCCUUGCCACGCGGACGUGCGUGUGACUUGAAGGAACCUCGUGCACGGUCUGGCUUAUAAAAUGCAGGAUUCAUUGAUUUGUACGGAUGAGCCGUGUGCUAUGCUUGAGCCAGCGAGGUUGUUUGAGACGUGACGUGGUGACGAAUGAACAGUGCACCGCAUGCACUCGUACUGGGGGGGGGGGGUAAUGAGCGUGAGCGGCCACCCUUGCACACACAGUUAGACGCGUCGUGGUGGCGUGUCCUCAAGAUAUACAGGCACGCAGGAGCGUUAGCACUGGUCGGAACAGCAUCGCACACCUACCUAUGCUGGGGCAGGCAUCCCUUGGGGCGUGCGUGUGCGUGUGCGAGGUUAUGGUCUGAGCUGUCCGGGCGGCUAUAAGGGCCUAUCCAGCAGAGAUGAAACGUCAGUCAGAAAUUAAUUCACUGGGAGCGACGCACAGUCGCCGUCUGGCCUGUGUCCACAUUGGACGUGCGGGUUAACCACGCUGGGGUUUUGCACGGGCACAAGUUCGCGAUCGGAGGCCUCACUCACAACUCACAAGUCCUUUGCCGCAAGUUGCGCACCCCGUGCAGCCCAUAGCACGCAGCAUAUU
This is a messenger RNA of Chlamydomonas reinhardtii, 2394 nucleotides long. RefSeq lists its product as uncharacterized. Gene Ontology annotation, molecular function: calcium ion binding; enzyme regulator activity. Lineage: Eukaryota; Viridiplantae; Chlorophyta; Chlorophyceae; Chlamydomonadales; Chlamydomonadaceae. The coding region runs from base 41 to 1372 and encodes 443 amino acids. The record is from RefSeq and is a predicted model, not a curated record. The transcript has 8 exons.